CGAUAUGUUGUAUACAUUCUGCUCGACUAAUGGCGGGACAUCUAGUGCUGCGUUCAGCUGAAACUACGACUCUUCGUUUGUUUCUUAGGUCCACCACAGUCAGUCUGGACUUAAAGAGAAGCGCAGGUGGAAAUGUUACAGCUUCUGUCCCUCCUGGAAGCCUCAAGACUGAGGCUGACCUCCCUGAGGUCACUCUUCCCACAAUCCUGUACAGGUUGAUCUUUAAAGGGUACUACAAUCGCAUGCAUGAGCUGCAGUUAUAUGAAAAGCAACUGUAUGGCCCCAUGUAUAAAAUAAGAGGUGGCAACAACCAUACAAUUGCACUAAAUACUGUGGAGCUGCUGGAGGAGCUGAUGAGGAAAGAUGAUAAAUACCCAAGCAGAGGAGACAUGGCUAUCUGGACUGAAUACCGGGAUAUGAACGGUUUGGGUUACGGUCCUAUCACUGAAGAAAGAGAAAAAUGGUCCAAACUCCGAUCUGUACUGAACAAGCGUAUGUUGCAUCCAAAGGACUCUGUGAAGUAUGAGGACAUGGUUAAUGAGGUGGUUACAGAUUUUGUCAAACGUAUACGCCAUUUACGCAAGCUGAGCUCUACUGGAGACCUGGUACCCAACAUAUCCAAUGAGCUGUACCGCUUCUCUCUAGAAGGAAUCUCCCGCAUACUGUUUGAGACUCGUAUUGGCUGUCUUGAGAAUAAGAUUCCAGCAGAGACUCAAAACUUUAUUGACUCUAUUGCUCAGAUGCUCACUUAUACCGUGGUCUUGUCUCUGUUACCCAAGUGGACUCGCAACUAUUUGCCAUUUUGGCAGCGUUACAUAAGUGGUUGGGACGGAAUCUUCACAUUUGCCUGCAAGCUAAUUGACAGGAAGAUGGAGGACAUUCAGAAGCGCUUGGAUGCAGGUCAGGAAGUUGCAGGAGAGUAUCUCAGCUACUUGCUUUCCAGCACCAAUAUGAGCAAAAAGGAUGUGUAUGGAAGUGUUGCUGAACUGCUCCUGGCAGGAGUGGACACAACAUCCAAUACCAUGAUGUGGGCCUUCUACCUGCUGUCACAAAAUCCAAAGGUACAGGACACACUGUAUCAGGAGGUGAACAACAUCAUUAAAGGGGACAAAAUUCCAACAGCUGAGGACAUAAACAACAUGCCCUUCCUUAAGGCUGUCAUCAAGGAGACUCUAAGAAUUUACCCAGUUGUUGUCAUGAACGCACGCCUGUCGUCAGAAAAUGACAAGAUCAUCGGAGGACACUUCUUCUCUAAGAAGACCACAUUUGUAAUGCAUCAUUAUGCAAUCAGUCAGGAUGAGACCAUAUUCCCUGAACCAAGACUCUUCAAGCCUGAACGCUGGGUACGAGAUGGGAGGGAGCGACCUACCCCAUUCGGAUCCAUUCCUUUUGGGUUUGGAGUGAGAGGGUGUGUUGGUAAACGCAUUGCUGAACUGGAGAUGCACUUGGCUUUGGCAAGGAUAAUAAAGCUGUUUGAAGUCAAGCUGGAUCCGAACGUGGGAGAGAUCAAAGCUCUCAGCCGUACUGUGCUUGUGGCAGACAGAACUGUCAAUUUUCAUUUUCUGGAGCGGAAACACGCAACCACUUAAAGAUAUUCUAAGCUUUAAAUCCCACCAAAUAAAGUCACUAAACAAAUUUAUACACUAUUCAUAAAAACUCCCUAAAGACAUCCCUAUGCAAAGUGCAAUUAAAUCACAAUGUAGUACCUUAAGUAAAGUGACACCUGUAAGGAACUUGAUCUCUGUCAUUCUUCUGUUCUUUCUGUAACUACUAUCUGUAAUCUCAUUGAUGUGUGUGCAUUUUAUAUAUGUUUUCUUUUGUUAGGAAAGCAAUUUCAGUGUAAAUGUACCAUAAUUGCCUGGCAACAGCUUCACCACUGUGUUUUGUACUAUUAUUCUUACAGUUUCUUUUUGUAUUUUAUAAUUGCAGUGUAUUACUUGAAAUAAAUGUACAAUAUAGCACUAUACUAAAUACAAUAUAUUGCAGUAUCUAGAUAGAUUUUUCUUUUAUUCAAUUAUUACAA
Molecule: messenger RNA, 2023 nt
Organism: Clarias gariepinus (North African catfish)
Lineage: Eukaryota; Metazoa; Chordata; Actinopteri; Siluriformes; Clariidae
Product: sterol 26-hydroxylase, mitochondrial-like
Exons: 9
Coding region: 30-1589 (519 amino acids)
Biological process (GO): glucocorticoid biosynthetic process; C21-steroid hormone biosynthetic process; cortisol metabolic process
Cellular component (GO): mitochondrial inner membrane
Molecular function (GO): oxidoreductase activity, acting on paired donors, with incorporation or reduction of molecular oxygen; monooxygenase activity; iron ion binding
Source: RefSeq, a predicted model, not a curated record